GAGGUCUUCGAGACAGAGGCUGAAACGGCCGAGGCGGGGGUGAGUAGGUGGUAAGCUGAGCGUUGCUGCCCCGAGAGCUGUGUGUGUGGGACCCAAGUCCUGGGCUCGGAGCCAGUUUCUGGCCAGUGCAUUCUCCUCUGCCCUCAGAGGAGACAUCAUCAGUGCCCCAAGGCUCUGGGAGGCAUGUUCAGGAAUACAGCGGCCAUCUAUUUGCAUCUGGUGGGGCCCCUCUGGGGAAAGAAGUCUGGAGCUUCGCUCACCCGGUGCUUGCACCAGACUCUCGCCAUGGCCAAACGACUGCCGGCUCGAAGGCUGGACGGGAUCGACCACAACCCGUGGGUGGAGUUUGGCAAACUGGCCAGUGAGGCUGAUGUCGUGAACUUGGGCCAAGGCUUCCCCGACUUCCCACCCCCAGACUUCGCUGUGGAAGCCUUUCAGCACGCCGUCAGCAGGGACUUCAUGCUCAACCAGUAUACAAAGGCAUUUGGUUACCCACCGCUGACAAAGAUCCUGGCAAGUUUCUUCGGGAAGUUUCUGGGACAGGUGAUAGACCCGCUCAAGAACGUGCUGGUGACUGUGGGUGCCUAUGGGGCCCUGUUCACAGCCUUCCAGGCCCUGGUGGAUGUAGGAGAUGAGGUCAUCAUCAUCGAGCCCUUUUUUGACUGUUACGAGCCCAUGACUUUGAUGGCAGGGGGUCGCCCUGUAUUUGUGUCCCUGAAGCCGUGCCCCACCCAGGACAGGGAACUGGAUUCCAGCAGUAACUGGCAGCUGGAUCCCACAGAGCUAGCCAGCAAGUUCACAUCUCGCACCAAAGCCCUCAUCCUCAACACACCCAACAACCCCUUGGGAAAGGUGUUCUCCAGGGCAGAACUGGAGCUGGUGGCCAGCCUGUGCCAGCAGCAUGACGUGGUAUGCAUCACGGACGAGGUCUACCAGUGGCUAGUCUACGAUGGGUACCAGCACAUCAGCAUUGCCAGCCUCCCUGGCAUGUGGGAACGCACCCUGACCGUUGGCAGCGCUGGCAAGACUUUUAGUGUCACAGGCUGGAAGGUGGGCUGGGUCCUGGGCCCGGACAGUCUCCUGAAGCACCUGCGCACUGUGCACCAGAACUCUGUCUAUCACUGUCCCACGCAGGGCCAGGCCGCAGUAGCCCAGUGCUUCGAGCAGGAGCAGAUGCUCUUUGGCCAGCCCAGCAGCUACUUUGCGCAGCUCCCUCAGGCCAUACAGCACAACCGGGACCACAUGAUACGAAGCCUGCAAUCGGUGGGCCUGAGGCCUGUGAUCCCCCAGGGCAGCUACUUCCUCAUCACAGACAUCUCAGACUUCAAGAGCAAGAUGCCGGACUUGCCCGGAGCUGCAGAUGAGCCCUAUGACAGACGCUUUGUCAAGUGGAUGAUCAAGAACAAGGGCUUAGUGGCCAUCCCGGUCUCCGUCUUCUACAGUGUGCCACACCGGAAGCUCUUUGACCACUAUAUCCGCUUCUGUUUCAUGAAGGAUGAAUCCACGCUCCAGGCCAUGGACCAGAAGCUACAGAUGUGGAAGGAUGAGCUCAGGCCCUGACACCACCCCCUUGGCCCUGCCCUGCCUGUUCCCUGCAGGCUCUGCAGAGCUAUGUCUUUGUCCAGGUUUCAGCCAUCCCAGAUUAGGAGUAGAUGGUGGUGGAGGAUCCUUUCUCUGUAACACAGAAUGACCCCAGGGAAGAGCCCCCUUUUGGUCUUGGGGGAAUCAGGAGCACCUCCCCAUGGUGCAUAGCUAUGUUCCUUCUGCAGAGGUGAGGGAGGCCUGACCUGGGCCUCUCCCUGGCCCUCCUUAUGCUGGGCUAUAGUGUCUUGAGUCCCUUCUAGCCUCCCCAGACUCAACUGGAACUCAACGGGCAGAGCUCAACAGUGUAUGGCCUUGGGUCCCAGCCCUGGCCCCAGCCGUGCACUGGCCCCUUGACUAGCCUCAGGCUUCCCUUCCUUUCCUUAUUGAACCUUGACCUUGGAUAAGCUGCCUUUAGGUUUGAGUCCUCAGGACAGUACAUUUUGCCCAUAAUAAAGUUUUAAGUUAUUCAGACCCUUA
Camelus dromedarius (Arabian camel) is the source of this 2061-nucleotide messenger RNA. RefSeq names its product kynurenine aminotransferase 1 (gene KYAT1). Gene Ontology annotation, cellular component: mitochondrion; cytoplasm. The transcript has 14 exons. Gene Ontology annotation, molecular function: L-kynurenine:2-oxoglutarate transaminase activity; pyridoxal phosphate binding. The record is from RefSeq and is a predicted model, not a curated record. NCBI's taxonomy places the organism in Eukaryota, Metazoa, Chordata, Mammalia, Artiodactyla, Camelidae. The coding region runs from base 184 to 1560 and encodes 458 amino acids. Gene Ontology annotation, biological process: biosynthetic process.